Drosophila grimshawi is the source of this 1680-nucleotide messenger RNA. RefSeq lists its product as uncharacterized. Lineage: Eukaryota; Metazoa; Arthropoda; Insecta; Diptera; Drosophilidae. The transcript has a single exon. The record is from RefSeq and is a predicted model, not a curated record. The coding region runs from base 1 to 1680 and encodes 559 amino acids.
AUGUCGAAGGAACCGGAAAUAAACGCGAACAAUUGGCCCAGUGCUGACCAACUAUCUGGAUUGUGGGUGCACUUGAUAGGAGAGCUAAGCAUCAGGACCUUACUGUAUUAUCAGGCUGCAAAAUGUCGAUGCUGGAUCGAACAAUUGUUGAGUGAGAAUAACAUGACCACCAGCACUUUGGUAUUCGACAAGGACUCUGGUGCACCAUAUCUAAAAUCGCAGCAUAAUGUGGAAAUGAUGGGAUUGAUUUGUUUGGAAGCUGACGGAUUUGAAAUCGUACUGAGUACACUGAGUGUUAUGUUGAAUCAGAUGAGAGAGGUGCCUCUGCUGAUUCAGAUAUGCACGAAGGAUCUGACUCAACCAGAGAUAGAGGGAUUAGCUACGCAGAUCUUAAGGCGUUGCCAGGAGCUCCUAAUGCCGAAUGUACUCCUGCUCUUGAGUGAUUUCUUUAUUACGAGUCAUAUUUAUGGCUAUCAAUAUUUUCCUGCAUUUCGCCUAACAUCGCACGCUUAUCGCUCUAAUUUGACGCUGUACCCCAACAAAUUGGAUAAUCUAUAUGGGCAUGUUUUGAGGGCACAGCCAGAUCUCUUGCGAUCGAACAUAUUUAUGUACAGGGAUGGAAAUGGAAAGCUGGUUUUAACCGGUGCACUCUGGCAUUUAGUGAAGGAGUUUGCUCGCCAUUUGAAUGCAUCACUUCAGUUUAGCUUUGAGCCAACUAAAGCCAAUACUUUUAAAACCAGCUAUUAUACAUUGAUUGGUCAUAUUGAAAAUAGGACUACGGAUAUAGCCUGCGGCCUUUUUGCGCCCGCCGUUGUUAAAAAUGACCACUUAUUCAGCUACCCAGUGUUUUCGCCUAGCUGGUGUAUCAUGUUGCCAGUAGAUCGUGUCGUGAGUCCUCAUGAAGCUAUUUUCGGACUGUUGGAAUCUCCCUUGAUGUGGAUAUGCCUAGGUAUUCUAUAUUUUUGUUUUCAUUGGCUUCAUGGAAGACGUAUACCUGGAAGACGGCUACUUCAACUGAUCCCCUUAUUAAUAAAGCUUUCGCUCAUUUGCUCUGUGGUGGCUCAACUCUCGGCACUAUUUAUUCACCCACAAAAAUUGAAUUCGAUUUCGAAUUGGGAGAAGUUGAGCGCAUCAGGCUUACAGAUAAAGGGAAUACGUGCCGAUUUCCAUUAUUACCCGGAGGAAUUGCGUAUAAAGUAUGCCUCGUCUUUUAUAUCAAUUGAAAACCAUACUUCAUUUCAACUCCAGCGCGAUAGUUUCAAUGUUUCUUUUGGCUAUACAGUAGUCCACUUAAAGUGGCGUAUAUAUGCGGAAAGGCAGAAACACUUCAAGCAACCCCUCUUUCGGUAUUCUAAAGAUUUGUGUUUUCGUCAAUUAUCAUUGCAAUCUCUUGCCUACCAAGAAAACUCCAUCUACCGCCAUGAACUAAACUUACAUAUUCUUUGGUUUCGCCAAAGCGGUCUUUUGCUGUAUUUGAAUGAUAAUACUUUCUAUGACAUGGUAGGCGCCGGCUAUUACAGCCUUAAGGACUUAAGUCAACAAUACGAGGUGGGUCCGCUUACUUGGUCCGACUGUAGUUUUAUUGGGGUGCUUUACGCAUACGCAAUUGGCAUAUCACUGCUGGUAUUUGUGCUUGAGUUGGUAGUUUACUAUAUCAAUGUUUGCUUGCACCUGCUGUAA